AUGGGAAAUAGAUGGAUAAUUUAUAUUUUAGAAAAAUAGAACAGUUAAUCAAUUGAUUUCAUAAACAUUGUAUCUACAUAUAUAGAUCCUGAGAAUCUUCAAACUUUUGACAAUCAUUAAUUGGCAAAAUUAACUACUAUAAGCUACUUUUUAUAUAUAAACAAUAACAUUAUAGAAUGA
Messenger RNA from Paramecium sonneborni, 180 nucleotides. The record is from the annotation of a GenBank genome assembly. NCBI's taxonomy places the organism in Eukaryota, Ciliophora, Oligohymenophorea, Peniculida, Parameciidae.